ACAAUGGAGGAAUUACUGCAUUACAUAAACCCAGCACAUGCCAUUUCUCUCCUGAGUGCUCUCAACAAGGAGCGCCUCAAAGGACAGCUCUGUGAUGUGCUUCUGAUGGUUGGAGACCAGAUGUUUCGAGCUCAUAAAAACGUCUUGGCUGCCAGCAGUGAAUACUUCCAGAGUUUAUUCACAAAUAAGGAGAACGAGUCACAAACUGUAUUUCAGCUCGACUUCUGUGAACCCGAUGCUUUUGACAGCGUUUUGAACUACAUCUAUUCUUCGUCUCUGUUUGUUGAGAAGAGCAGCCUGGCUGCAGUGCAAGAACUUGGCUAUAGUUUGGGGAUUUCCUUCCUGACUAACAUUGUUUCUAAAAUGCCUCAAGCCCCCUUCCUGACGUGUCCCAGUAGAAAAAAAGUUUUCCUAGAAGAUGAUGAGAACAGCUCCCAAAAGAGAAGUGUCAUUGUCUGUCAGAGUAGAAAUGAAGCACAAGGGAAAACUGUUAGUCAGAACCCACCCAAUGUAAGCCAUACUUCCUGGCCCCCAGCCAGCAUUGCCACCAAGACCAGUUCCAGUAAGCCUCAUGUCCCCAGACCGACUGACCCUCUUCAUAGUCUGUCACUCAGCGAAAAGAGUUGGCCACGAGAUAGUUCUGUGGGAUACACAAAGCCUCUUGAGUGUUCUGGCUCUUUGGAUGAUCCCAGUAGAAUCGAUUUAGCCAAAAGGAAUACGGGAUUGCCUUCAAAGUCGCUCCCAGAGAGAGCAGCUGCUGAUGACCCAUCAGGUGUGAGUGGUCAGCUUCCAAAAGGAAAGGCCCUGGAGCUGGUUUUGAAAAAAGCACGGCCGCCUGUUUUGUCUUUGUGCAGCUCGUUGGAGGUCCCCUAUCUCUUGAAGGAGACUCCCACAGGAGGAGGACAAACUGAAGACAGAAACCUAUUGUACUACUCAAAAUUGGGGCUGGUGAUCCCCUCCGGCGAGCCUGGUUCUGGAAAGCAGAGCAUUGACAGAAGUGGCCCGCUGGUCAAGAGUCUCCUCAGACGGUCAUUGUCGAUGGAUAGCCAGGUUCCUAUGUAUUCACCCUCGAUAGAUUUGACAUGUCCCCAGGGAUCCUCUUCCAUGUCUAACGCUGUGCCAGGGAAUGUGCUUUGUGUUUUAGCUCAAAAUUCAUCUUUAAAAGAUGGUAGUGAGAGCACAGCCCUGGACAACAGGACUCCAAUCCUCUCGCCACAUCGCCUUAGGUCCUUCAGUGCUUCUCAGUCCACUGACAGGGAGGCCCCCUCGCCACCGGUCACGGAGGUCCGCAUAAAGUCGGAGCCCAGCAGCCCACUCCCAGACCCUUCAGACAUCAUCAGAGUCACCGUGGGGGAUGCAGCAACAACACCGGCAGCAGCCCCAGGGUCAGCAGUCACAAGGGACUUUUCUCUGAAAACAGAGGAGGAUCCAAAGGAAAUGAGCAGACUCCCAGCCAAGAGGAGGUUCCAGGCGGACAGAAGGUUGCCCUUCAAGAAGCUAAAGGUUAAUGAGCACGGCUCUGUGCUGGAAGAGAACUGUGAGGAAGGCUUGAGUCCGAGUCUCCUGGAGGCGGACUUUCCAGAUUCUGACAUGAAUAAAGAUGAAUUUGGUGAGUUGGAGGGAAGGAGACCCAACAAAGAAUUUAAAUGCAAACAUUGCCUUAAGAUCUUUAAAUCAACAGCAGGUCUUCACCGUCACAUUAACAUUUACCAUAACCCUGAAAAGCCCUAUGCUUGUGACAUUUGUUACAAGAGAUUUCACACAAACUUUAAAGUGUGGACACACUGUCAGACUCAGCAUGGCAUAGUGAAGAUCCCGUCCCCAGCCUCUAGUUCACAUGCUGUUUUGGAUAAAGAAGUAAACCAUGUGAUCUCAGCAAAAGAGGAUAAUAUGUUUAUCAGUUCUUCCAGACAAAUUAACUUUGAUUCUGAAGACUCUUUUAGCAUCUCUGAAGACCUCAGUCUUUUUAAGAAUCUGAAAAGCCAAGUGAAAGAGGAGCCCACUGAAGAGGCAGAGGCAGAGGUGAUGGAGACCAGCAUCAGCAUCGCUCCCAAAGAAGCAGGGACCAGCAAAGACACUGUUUUGUGGCCUUGUAAGAAGUGUGGGAAAACUUUCACAGUACACAAGCAGUUGGCGAGUCACCAGGAGCUCUUGUGUUCUGUGAAACCAUUCAUCUGUCAGGUUUGCAACAAAGCUUUUAGCACAAGCUUCCGCCUCUGCAGUCACUUCCAGUGUCACAAUAGCGUUAGUGCUUCUCAGUCCACUGACAGGGAGGCCCCCUCGCCACCCGUCACGGAGGUCCGCAUAAAGACGGAGCCCAGCAGCCCACUCCCAGACCCUUCAGACAUCAUCAGAGUCACCGUGGGGGAUGUAGCAGCAACACCGGCAGCAGCCCGAGGGUCAGCAGUCACAAGGGACUUUUCUCUGAAAACAGAGGAGGAUCCAAAGGAAAUGAGCAGAUUCCCAGCCAAGAGGAGGUUCCAGGCGGACAGAAGGUUGCCCUUCAAGAAGCUAAAGGUUAAUGAGCACGGCUCUGUGCUGGAAGAGAACUGUGAGGAAGGCUUGAGUCCUAGUCUCCUGGAGGCGGACUUUCCAGAUUCUGACAUGAAUAAAGAUGAAUUUGGCAAGAUGCUGGACUCAGUGCGCACAGGACCUGCUGCCGAUAGUGAGUUCAGGGGCUUCACUGGGGGCGGGGGGGUCUGCGACCCUGGACACACCCUGGCAUUGCUGGCCACUCUGCCCAACAGCAUUCUCUCCCUGUGA
Molecule: messenger RNA, 2763 nt
Organism: Chrysochloris asiatica (Cape golden mole)
Lineage: Eukaryota; Metazoa; Chordata; Mammalia; Afrosoricida; Chrysochloridae
Product: zinc finger and BTB domain-containing protein 21-like
Exons: 2
Coding region: 4-2763 (919 amino acids)
Biological process (GO): regulation of transcription by RNA polymerase II; negative regulation of DNA-templated transcription
Cellular component (GO): nucleus
Molecular function (GO): DNA-binding transcription factor activity, RNA polymerase II-specific; RNA polymerase II cis-regulatory region sequence-specific DNA binding; protein binding
Source: RefSeq, a predicted model, not a curated record